Messenger RNA from Rhipicephalus sanguineus (brown dog tick), 725 nucleotides. RefSeq lists its product as uncharacterized. Lineage: Eukaryota; Metazoa; Arthropoda; Arachnida; Ixodida; Ixodidae. The transcript has 7 exons. Bases 1 to 594 code for a protein of 197 amino acids. The record is from RefSeq and is a predicted model, not a curated record.
AUGCUCUUUGGAUCAUCUUGGCAGAUGCCUUGCGCGGGCUUUAUAGUCUUCGUCUAUGGGACCAACCUGUAUGGGCAACCCAUCCCAUUGUUCUUUGCCUUCAAGGUGGCCAACUUCCUGGCGUUCGUGGGGGAGACCACGUACAGUCUAGCAACCAUUGCCGAAACGCCGGAAGCUGACAACUAUCAGGAGUAUUUCCGGGCUGUUACCAACGGUACCGUACGCGUGAUCACGAUGCUGAUGUGUGGCUGGUGGAUCAUUUCAGCCAACAAGGCUCGGACUACUGGCAUGAAGGUUGCAUUCGCGUGGAUUCUCCUCCGGGCUGUCGGCAACGUGAUGUACGCGUACGGAUGCGUUCUGUACGAGACAGCCAUCGUGCCCGAGAACCUGAUGUCCUUGCUGGGGGGAGCGAACACGUUUUCGCACACUACAAGACUGGCCAGCGCGACAAGCUGGCUUCUUGGUGAGGCUUUCGUGCUGUCCAGGAUGCAUGCGUUCUACUGCGUGACCACGACGCCGGACUACUGGCAGAUCCAUGUUAAAGAGCAGACACUGGUCGACAACGAGAAAGCUUCUCUUGCGCCCAGCAAAUGAUACCCGUGACCCGUGUGUUGCCUUCCCGCAGAGCAAUGUUUGUAUAGACAACUCUCCGAUAAACUCGCGCGUAUGCGAAGUUGCUCUUGUAUUGUUGUGACCGCCAAGAUAACUUACUCCUGUACACUAAU